UCCAUCAAGACUGCUGCAGCCCGUCCAUCUUUAGGUGGUAGGAUUCCCCACCAGGUGGAGUUAUAGUGAUGGAGAAGCCUGAUGAUGAGGAGUUACCAGGUUCAACGGGUGGUGAAGGGGAAGGAAAUGACACUACACCCGUUCACAGCACAGGCCCACCUGAUAGCACACCAGAUAUUGUAGCAAUGCUACAGGGCUUCAUGUUGAAUCAACAGCAGUCAAUGCAAGCUGUGCAGCAGCAGAUCAGCCAGCUACAGGAGGAGGUGCAGAAAGGAAAGACAAAGCAACUGUGUGUUGUGACCCCUCUGGCAGCAGCAAACCCAGACACUUUGACAAGACCAGCUCCUCAGUCACCAGCAGAGGUAUUAAGUGAACACCUUGACAAGGAGGAGGAAGCAGAGAGGAACUUUCAAGAGAAAGAGCCACUGACACAAGCCAGAGAUGAGUCAAAACCAGAGGAGGAUGGUUCUUCAGGAGAAAACAUCGAAACAACCCAAGUACUUCCUGCUCCAGACCAGCUGACUGUUGACUCAGUGGACACCACAUCAGCUGCUGUUAGCUGGAACCAGCCACCAGGAUUGGACCAAACCCAACAUCAUUACCAGAUUUCCUACCAGUGUCUAGGGACAGAACCACACAUCACUACCACGUCCUCACACAGCAUAACUCUCUUUGACCUGCAAGGUGGCACUCAGUACUCUGUCACUGUCCGCACUGUGCUGGAAAAUGGAAAGCAAAGUCAACUGGAGUCAACAACCCUGACAACAAUACUUCCUGCUCCAGACCAGCUGACUGUUGACUCAGUGGACACCACAUCAGCUGCUGUUAGCUGGAACCAGCCACCAGGAUUGAAUCAAACCCAACAUCAGUACCAGAUCUCCUACCACUGUCCAGGGACAGAACCACACAUCACUACCACGUCCUCACACAGCAUCACUCUCUCUGACCUGCAAUGUGGUACUCAGUACUCUGUCACUGUCUGCACUGUGCUGGAAAAUGGAAAGAGAAGUGAACUUGUGUCAACAACCCUCACCACAGUUAUCCCUGCUCCAGACCAGCUGACUGUUGACUCAGUGGACACCACAUCAGCUGCUGUUAGCUGGAACCAGCCACCAGGAUUGGACCAAACCCAACAUCAUUACCAGAUCUCCUACCACUGUCCAGGGACAGAACCACACAUCACUACCACAUCUUCACACAGCAUCACUCUCUCUGACCUGCAAUGUGGUACUCAGUACUCUGUCACUGUCUGCAGUGUGCUGGAAAAUGGAAAGCAAAGUCAACUGGUGUCAACAACCCUCACCACAGAUUCCCCUUGGCAUUCAAUGAAAUGGAUUAAGUCGGCUUUCCAUAUUCCAGGCAGAAAGUCAGUGCUUCCUGUUCCAGACCAGGUGACUGUUAACUCAGUGGACACCACAUCAGCUGCUGUUAGCUGGAACCAGCCACCAGGAUUGGACAAAACCCAACAUCAUUACCAGAUCUCCUACCAGUGUCCAGGGACAGAACCACACAUCACUACCACAUCUUCACCCAGCAUCACUCUCUCUGACCUGCAAUGUGGUACUCAGUACUCUGUCACUGUCUGCACUGUGCUGGAAAAUGGAAAGCAAAGUCAGCUGGUGUCAACAACCUUCACCACAAUACUUCCUGUUCCAGACCAGCUGACUGUUGACUCAGUGGACACCACAUCAGCUGUUGUUAGCUGGAACCAGCCACCAGGAUUGGACCAAACCCAACAUCAUUACCAGAUCUCCUACCACUGUCCAGGGACAGAACCACACAUCACUACCACAUCUUCACCCAGCAUCACUCUCUCUGACCUGCAAGGUGGUACUCAGUACUCUGUCACUGUCUGCACUGUGCUGGAACAUGGAAAGCAAAGUGAACGGGUGUCAAGAACCCUCACCACAAUACUUCCUGCUCCAGACCAGCUGACUGUUGACUGGGUAAGCAUCACAUCAGCUGCUGUUAGCUGGAACCAGCCACCAGGAUUGGAUCAAACCCAACAUCAUUACCAGAUCUCCUACCACUGUCCAGGGACAGAACCACACAUCACUACCACAUCUUCACACAGCAUCACUCUCUCUGACCUGCAACGUGAUACUGAAUACUCAGUAACUGUCUGCACUGUGCUGGAGAAUGGAAAGAAAAGUCAACUGGUGUCAACAACCCUCACCACAGUACUUCCUGGUCCAGACCAGCUGACUGUUGACUGGGUAAGCAUCACAUCAGCUGCUGUUAGCUGGAGCCAGCCACCAGGAUUGGACCAAACCCAACAUCAUUACAAGAUCUCCUACCACUGUCCAGGGACAGAACCACACAUCACUACCACAUCUUCACCCAGCAUCACUCUCUCUGACCUGCAACGCGAUACUGAAUACUCAGUAACUGUCUGCACUGUGCUGGAGAAUGGAAAGCAAAGUCAACUGGUGUCAACAACCCUCACCACAGAUGGUUUCCUGCAGCAGGAGAUGGUCCAGAAAAUGUCCAUGUGUCAGUUUGCUGUUCCUCUGCUGCUGCCCAACUGUGACACAAAACAAAUCACUUUGAUGCUGUUAGGAGAGAGCAGCUUGUCCAAGUCUCAGAUUUUGAACAAGUUGCUUAGUAACCCUCAACAGUACCAUGACACAUUUGUUCAUCAUGAUAUGGAAUGUGGAGAUGUCCCUCGUCAAAUCUCAGAUGGUCUGGUUGAAAUCAGCUGGUACUUUCCAUGUGGGAACCGAAACAUAGACAUGUUCACUAAGCCUGUGGCGGUGGCCAAUCUCAGAGGAGACAUCAGGUCCUUUGAAACACAGUUCUCCUUUCUGUGUCAAACAUGA
Messenger RNA from Salvelinus fontinalis (brook trout), 2819 nucleotides. RefSeq names its product fibronectin-like. NCBI's taxonomy places the organism in Eukaryota, Metazoa, Chordata, Actinopteri, Salmoniformes, Salmonidae. The transcript has 13 exons. Bases 69 to 2819 code for a protein of 916 amino acids. The record is from RefSeq and is a predicted model, not a curated record. Gene Ontology annotation, molecular function: protein binding.